AUGUCGAAUACAGAAGAAUUUGUAAACACGCAGCCGCGAAUCAAAACACGUAAGUCCACUAAGUCAGACAUGUUGCCGAUGACAAUUACAUUAGCGCCGAUCGACUUAACGUCGAAUAACUUACCUUUAGCUUGGAAGAAGUGGCUUACUAAACUAAAAGUCUACCUAAGAGCCAACAAUUUAGAAGACGAAACAGACAGUAGAAAGGUAGCGAUUCUCCUUAAUUUCAUAGGGUCGGAGGCACUCGAGAUCUACUAUUCUUUUGGCCUAGACCUGGACGACUUGUCUUUCGAUGAUCUAUGCAAUAAAUUUGACAAUUAUUUCACACCUAAGAUUAACAUUACAGUCGAACGUCACAAACUUUUUAGUAGGAAACAGGCACCAAAUGAGUCAAUCGACACAUAUGUCACAGAUAUAAAGAACAUCAGUCACUCUUGUGAGUUUGGAGCACUCAGGGAGGAUUUAUUAAAAGAUAUUUUCAGCUGGAACUGUAACAAUCCAUACUAUAAAGAAAGAAUUUUGAUAGAAAAACCCAAGACGCUAGAUGAGGCUAUCAAUAUAGCCAAAAGGUGUGAAGCAACCAAGCAGCAAACUAAAGCUUUGGAGGAUGCAUCACUACACUUUAUAGGAAGAGUCUCAAGAUCCCCAUCCCGUCGUGAAGCAGCAAUACCAAGGAGCACAACAAGGUACCAACGUUCAGCAUCAAACACAUCAAAUUCAAGGAACACAUGUGAUAGGUGUGGACAAGUGCACAGGUACAAGUGUCCUGCAAAAGGUACUCAGUGUCGAAAAUGUAAAAAAUUCAACCAUUUUGUUCAUUUCUGUAGGUCUAAACUAAUAAAACGUGUCCAAUGUGAAGAAACAAAUAUGUUAGAAAAUAAUAAUAAUAAUUCCUUGUAUGUUGGGUCUAUUUAUUGUAUUCAAAAUAAUGAGUCGAAGCCAUGGAAUGUUGAUAUAUUGAUUAACCAUGUUAAUGUGAAUUUUAUCCUAGAUACAGGUGCAGACACAAACAUAAUAUCCAUACACACAUUUAACACACUAAACAUGUCGCAUGAUACUAUCUGCAGAAGUCCCAAUAAACUAUCUACAUUCAGUGGAGAGGUUAUACCUCUAGUAGGUCAAUGUCAGUUGCCAAUUACAUACAAAAGACAAUGUUAUACAGUUAAAUUUCAUAUAGUAGACAUAAAAUGCCAAAAUAUAAUAGGCAGAGACACAUGUAGGUCAUUAAAUCUAGUCAAAAAAGUAAAUAGUGUGUCCUUCCAGAUAAACUGUCAAGACAUAGUUAAGUCAAAUGCAGACUUAUUUGAAGGGCUAGGUUGUCUUGCAGAUUUUUACUGUGAGUUAACCUUGAAACCCAAUGCAACCCCGUUUAUAGAGGCGUGCAGAAGGGUACCAUUCCAACUACAACAACCACUAAAGCAAGAGCUGGAAGCCAUGGAGCAAAGUGGAGUUAUUCAAAGAGUCGAAGAGCCUACGGAAUGGGUUGAUUUGUUAGUUGUAAUUUUCAUACGUCCUGAAGUUGUUCAGUUCAGUUCUUUGGAGUUAAAAGAAGGUUGG
This is a messenger RNA of Brenthis ino (lesser marbled fritillary), 1557 nucleotides long. NCBI's taxonomy places the organism in Eukaryota, Metazoa, Arthropoda, Insecta, Lepidoptera, Nymphalidae. The record is from the annotation of a GenBank genome assembly.